AGAGCCUUCAUCGCUACAAGUCUGGAUGGGUUCAUCAUCCGCCUUGAUGGAGACAUAGAGUGGUUGACGCACACUCCUCACAACGACCGCCACGUUCCACCGACUGGCAGUCAUUCAGCGGCCGCUGAAUACGAGCAGCAUCUGGCGUCUGUCGACCACAUCAUCCUUGGAAGAAAGACUUUCGAGACCGCUGUAUCCUUUCCGGAAUGGCCAUAUCCGGAUCAUGAAGUUCUCGUACUGAGCAGAGCAGUGACCAUCUCAGAUCCCCGCGUCACUGUGGUCAGGUCAAUCGAUGCUGCGUUGGCAAAGUUGGAUGAGGCAGGUGCCAAGGGCGUGUAUGUUGACGGCGGGAACGUGAUCCAACAGUUCUUGAUCCGAGGUCUGAUUGAUGAAAUUACCAUCACUCGAGCUCCGGUGCUUUUGGGGAGAGGAAUAUCUUUGUUUGGAGACAUUGGGAGUGGGAUCAAACUGACUCUCCUCGAGUCUUUCGUCAUUGAUCAUGGAAUGGUCAUGUCUCGAUACAAGGUCGACAAUCUUUGA
Molecule: messenger RNA, 540 nt
Organism: Hyaloscypha bicolor E
Lineage: Eukaryota; Fungi; Ascomycota; Leotiomycetes; Helotiales; Hyaloscyphaceae
Product: dihydrofolate reductase
Exons: 1
Biological process (GO): riboflavin biosynthetic process
Molecular function (GO): 5-amino-6-(5-phosphoribosylamino)uracil reductase activity
Source: RefSeq, a predicted model, not a curated record